This is a messenger RNA of Hemiscyllium ocellatum (epaulette shark), 734 nucleotides long. RefSeq names its product protein FAM241B-like. The record is from RefSeq and is a predicted model, not a curated record. Gene Ontology annotation, cellular component: intracellular membrane-bounded organelle. Bases 246 to 590 code for a protein of 114 amino acids. NCBI's taxonomy places the organism in Eukaryota, Metazoa, Chordata, Chondrichthyes, Orectolobiformes, Hemiscylliidae. The transcript has 2 exons.
AGGAGUUGAUUUGCUGUAACACUGCUGACUGUCAUUUCCUCCUCAGUGUACACAGAGAGAGAGAGAGAGGGUGGGGAACAAGAGGGUGCAUGGCCCAGGGACACAGAGUGGCCUGACGGUGGGGAAGUUAUCACCGGCCCUGGCUUUGGGGCUGGGAGCCAGUCUGCAGACCCUGUACAAUCCCCCCAGCCCCCCUUUCCUGAGUGUCUGAGUGGCUUUGAGCUGGGAACUGCGGAUUGAGGAAAAUGGUUCGCAUUCUCGCCAACGGAGAGAUCGUGCAGAACGAUGACCCCAGAGUCCGGAACACACCGCAGAGACGGGAGGAUCUGAACAGACCCCGGCAGGGUUUUAUCCAUAACUCUGAGAGUGCAAACCACUUUUAUCAGGGACAAGCCAAUCAAGGUCACUCGCUGUUUGCCAAUCUGAACCAACGAUUGAUUAACAUGGGAUUUCCACGUUGGAAUCUGGGGAAUCAAGUCAUUGAGCCACUCAUCUCUGUCCUCUUGAUCCUGUUGCUAAUGAUGUUCGGAAUGCGUGGUCUUCUCCUGAUUGGUGGGCUUUACCUCUUUUCUCGAUUUACUCAACGGUAACUCAGUUAGUUACGGAGAGUGGUUUUAUCUGACUCUGUACAAGUCUACGUGAAUUUUUAUUUUAUUUUCCUCCUACUUAUCAAACUGGUGAUCUGAGAAUAUUUACAAUUGACUAUAUAUAAAAAAAGAUGAGGAUUGUUUAAA